GGUUAUGGUGGGCAAUGGGCUUUAUAGUUUAUGGUAAUGAGAGGAGAUAAGCUGAUAAUGCCGUGUGUGUGGCCCCAUCAAUCCAUGCGUGACUUUAUUAAUAAAUGCAUGUGGUCGCUGGCUAGCUGCUUGUAGUGCGCCAAUGACAGGCGAUAAGACAGCAACGCCGAGGGUCUCCUUUCAGCAGGAGCAAAAGGAUCUGGAGCAGGCCAAUUGGCUGAGUCGUAGUCGCAAGAAUCAACCGCAAUGGAAUGCUCUAGGCGCCAGUUCACUCAUUUUUGUCUCGGGCGGCAUGAGUCUGGUCUGGGGCACGGGAUUCGCAGAACAUUCGCUGCACGUAGAGCUGCUCAAGAUGGAUCUCCACAUACAGAUCUGUUGGUAUGGCGCCGCCUUGCUGGGCGCCCUGGUCAGCGCCUUCCUCACGCAUCGCACGCCACAGCGUCCAAUAUAUAUCUUUAGCUCCUGCCUCGUGCUGAUGUGUGGUGUGCUCUUUCUCACGCUGCCCGGGCGAGCGAAUGCCAUCAUCGCAGCACGCUAUCUGGAUGGCUUCGCCAAUGGCCUCGUCUUUGUGCCCACCAUGAGCACUGUGGGCGAGUUGUCGGUGCGCGAGAUGCGCGGCGUUUUGGCCGCCUCCGUGGAGCAGCUGAGCUGCAACUUUGGCAUUUUCAUACAGCUCUUCUACACCGCCAUCUGGAACAGCGGAUGGAAUCUGACGAUUGUGGCCGAUCAGGUGCACGGCUUGCUAAGUAUCUUCUUUGGCGUUGCAGCCUUGGCCUUGGCCCUGACUCUCUGUGUCGAGUCUCCCGUUUACUUGCUGCUGCGGCGCAGCGAACAGGCUGCUGUGGUAGCAUUACGGCACUUGCAACGUCCGUCGAUGGUCACGAGCGAGACCUUUCUGCUGCUGGACGAGCACAAGCGUUAUGUGGCCUACAACCGAGAUCUCUUGUGGUGCCAGAGCAUUCAACGAGGUCUCGUGCCCCUGCUCAAGAUCCUUGUCCAUCGCUCGCUCUAUGCGCUCAGCCUGACGCCGCUCAUCUGGUUGGCCCUCUAUCUGACAGCCGUGGAAUUGACGCCCUACUUUCACACCUGGCCCUAUGCUGUCUUUGGCAUUCUGCGUUGGACUGGCAGCUGCUGUGUUGUCUUCCUCAUGGACUCGGGUGGUCGCAAGAAGCCAUCGCUAUUUGGCAGCUUUGCCGGCGGUGUUUUUGCCAUUGCCUUUGCUAUGUUGUUCCAGCGCACACCUCACAUGAUUUCAGCCUUGGCGAUGGUGUUCAGUUUUCAGUUCUUUGCCGGCGUGACACAUGCUUCCUCAGCCGUCUACUUGACUGAGGCAUUUCCGCUUCUGGUCAAACCCUAUUUCGUGGCCUUCGUCUACAUCUUCGAGUUGUCGAUCAGGAUUGCACUUUGCUGUUUUACACCUAGUUCAUCGGAUAUAGUCGUCUAUUUUUAUGUGCUGGGUGGCACUUCCAUUAGCUUCUUCUUGUUGGGCAUCUUUUGUUUGCCAGAGACGAAGCUCACAUCGCUGGCGAAAGCUCACCUCAAGAUACGCAAAUGGUUUAAUGAGGAUUUCUAGUCGAUGAAUCACAUUUAAUACCUUCAAUAAAACUGAGAGAGUACAUAAAAAAUACUUAUCGAAUCAAUAUAA
Molecule: messenger RNA, 1645 nt
Organism: Drosophila nasuta
Lineage: Eukaryota; Metazoa; Arthropoda; Insecta; Diptera; Drosophilidae
Exons: 2
Coding region: 143-1573 (476 amino acids)
Biological process (GO): transmembrane transport
Cellular component (GO): membrane
Molecular function (GO): transmembrane transporter activity
Source: RefSeq, a predicted model, not a curated record